Molecule: messenger RNA, 1981 nt
Organism: Homalodisca vitripennis (glassy-winged sharpshooter)
Lineage: Eukaryota; Metazoa; Arthropoda; Insecta; Hemiptera; Cicadellidae
Product: transmembrane protein 179
Exons: 5
Coding region: 281-991 (236 amino acids)
Source: RefSeq, a predicted model, not a curated record
GGUCUGUGCUGUGGAGUGGACAUGAGUAAUUGUGUUUGUGCUGUUGGCUAUAUGUAUAUAGGCUAGUUGUAUUUAUAUUUUGUUUGUGAGUAAUCUGUCAGUGUCAGUAGUGAUUAUUAAAUAUUCUAAAUGGAUAUCAAUCUAAUUCUAGAUCGAUAUUAGUUGAAAUCAAAUCUACAAUAAGUAUUUAAAAUAAAUAAGUCUGUGCCAUAUUAGUUUUAAAGGUGCAAAUUAAAAAGUAUUUACUAGUUUGCUGGUUGAAUCUGUAUUGGUUUUACUAAUGCACAUAGAAAUGACUCUUAACAACGUUCUCCUAAUAAGUCAAUUGUCAGCAUAUGUUAUUGCUUUUAUAUUGUCAUUAUGCAUAACUGUGCCAAUGACCAUGCAUCAGGAAGAAUUCAGAGGUCACUGUUUGCUCUUCUCCAAUGGCACAUGGACAGAUGAAGGCCAGCUGGCUGUCGAUUGGGCAUCUCAGGCCUACUGUAACUACACCAUAUUUGUUGGUGUUCUCUUAUCAGUGGUCUCAGCUAUACAGAUAUACAGGAUGGCAAUGUACCUGUAUAAAGAAAGUGACAGCUCUUUCCUCUCAGCAUUUGUGGACGUGGUGGGAAGUCUGUUUCUGUGCACCAUGACUGUAGCUGCUGCCCUCAUGAUCACACUCGGCUUUAUGGUUUGGUGUCAUGAUAUGACCGAGAGAUUUCCAUCUUGUGAGAUUGCUGCUGGAAAUGCGUUUGACAAACAAGACGGCAUUGAUACAGCCAACUUUUACAUUGAACUUGGGACAGCUCAGUUUGGUGCUUGGGCAUCAAUGGCCUGUUGGGUCGGCCUGUCAGUGUUUGCAAUGCUGAAACUCUGCCGUUACCACCAGCUGGAGAAUAUGCGAGUGUCGAUGUUCCGGGAACGUCAGCGCCUCAUCAACGAGGGCAGUGGACAAUUUCCUGAGAGUAGCAAAGCUCAUACCAAUCCUGUUCCAGGGCCUCCACAGAUAUAAGCCACUUCGCUUGCAUGAGUUUGUUUUGAUAAUUUAGGUACGUCUAAAUUGGGGAACCAAAGAUUGUGCGAUUUCAAAUAAUAAAUUUCAUAUAAAAUUGUAGCGUUUGUAAACCAAUCCAAGUGAUAUUAGUUUUUUAAUCAAUUUACAGGGUUUUAGAAAACCUUAUGUUGAUAUAAGAUAAGUAAUGAAUAUUUAGAGCUUCCAGAAUAAUUUUAUUGAAAUAUUUAAUGGAAAAACUUUAAAUUUUUGUUGUGCAAAUAUUGUAUAAUUAUUAUAUUAUUUACAUCUUAUGAUGAAAAAAAUAUGUUUAAUGAAAUGUUUAGCUUUAAAUAAUUUUGUAUGUACGAUACAAAAUCAGUGAUUACAUGUAACUAAAUCUAAGUAAGCAACCAUAACUAAAACUUGAUUUACAAAUAUUGUAAAUAUUGUGAAUCCUGUUUACUUAACUGUAACUUGAUAAAUCACCACCAUUAUAGAACAAAAUAACUGUCCUACUUUGUGAAUUUAAUAAUAACAGUUACUCACCAUCACAUUUAACAUCAGUUUUGUGUAAAUACAUAUAUUUUUAAGUGUUUUAAGUUUUAUAUAAUAUAUUAAAUAUGAUUUAGGUGUAUAUGUGUUGCAUAAAAUAUAUAAUAAAUUGUUGUUUGUUUAAGGGUAAGUUGUGUUAACUGUGAUAGAUUGUCUGUUUUAUCUGGAGUACAAAAUAUUUUGCAAUAAACCUGAUAUAUAUAUUCUUUUGUAUACUCAGAAAAGCUGUGUUAAAACGAGUUUGCUAUGUUACCUUAUUUUAUAUUAAUAAAUUGCAUUUAAAAAUAAAAAAAUUAACAUGUUUCUUUCAUUUAAUGUUAAUGUAAAUAUGGAAUCAUUAUGUAUAAAUACCCAAACAUGUCCUAAGCUAUCAGUGAAAUGCAAUUUCUCAUGAAGAAUUUUAUUUAUAACAUAAAGACUUAUUUUAAUAAAAACAAAACUUGAUUUUUCAAUUUU